Vigna angularis (adzuki bean) is the source of this 1959-nucleotide messenger RNA. Its product is annotated as NAD(H) kinase 1. Gene Ontology annotation, biological process: NADP+ biosynthetic process; NAD+ metabolic process. The record is from RefSeq and is a predicted model, not a curated record. Lineage: Eukaryota; Viridiplantae; Streptophyta; Magnoliopsida; Fabales; Fabaceae. Bases 185 to 1753 code for a protein of 522 amino acids. The transcript is spliced from 11 exons. Gene Ontology annotation, molecular function: NAD+ kinase activity.
UAUUGUACAGAAACAGCAUGUGCCUUGGCGUUGCGUUGAGUUGUAUAUAUAUAAAUAUAAGUAAACGAAUUUGAAGGUCAAAAUUAUUCAGACACUUUGGAUUGUAUUGUGUUGGAGCAGAAACGAGACAAAGGGAUCCCAAUUAUUCAUUUUCCUUUGUUCUCUGUCUUCUCCAUUCCCUCUAAUGGCUCCAAACAAGCUCAAUUCUUCGCAGGGAAAUACCAGCAUGUCAUGUUCACAGGCUGAGAAUGGUUUUGUCAAUUCCUUUUCUCUAUUCCCUGAAAAAGCAGUGGAAGAGAUUCUUCAAUCUGCCAUCCAGGGAUCGGAUGAUCAUCUUAUAGAGUUCUCUGAAGCUUUAAGAACUGUUGCAAAGGCUCUCAGGCAAGUUGCUGAAGGGAAAGCUUCUGCUCAAGCCGAGGCUGCUGAAUGGAAACGUAAAUUUGAGCUGGAGAGGGAUCGGAAUCUGAAGUUUGAACAUGCAGAAAAAUCAUGUCUUGAGCAUCAGGCUGAUCUUGAUGAUAUGAGGACAAAUAGCCCUGCCAAAAAUCCUACAUCGUGUAAUGUAGCUAAUGGACAGUCUGAAAAAUGUUGUUCGAGGAAUGGUAUUUGCUCCCAUGAGGUUCUUAAGGAUGGAGCACCCAGUUCUGAUUCCAAAAUAGUCAAAAAGGCUUCAUUUAAACUUUCAUGGUUCUGCAAAGAUGACCAAAGUGACCAGUACAAACAUGACAUUGUCUCUUUUGAAAGAGGAAAUAUAACCACUGCACAGCGCAGUAGUAAGCAGAUCUCUUUGAAGUGGCAAUCAUGCCCACAGACAGUGCUCAUAUUGACCAAACCAAAUUCAGUUUCAGUUCAAAUUCUGUGUUCUGAAAUGGUUAGAUGGUUGAGGCAGCAAAAGAAUCUACACAUCUAUGUAGAACCACGUGUCAGGGUUGAGCUUUUGGCAGAAUCAUCAUACUUUAAUUUUGUAGAAACCUGGAAUGAUGACGAGGAAGUUUUGAUGCUGCACACUAAGGUUGACCUCGUGGUAACUCUUGGUGGAGAUGGUACUGUCCUAUGGGCAGCAUCUAUGUUCAAAGGGCCAGUGCCUCCCAUUGUCCCCUUUUCUUUGGGGUCUCUUGGCUUUAUGACCCCUUUCUACAGUGAACAUUACAAAGAAUGCCUUGAAUCAAUUUUAAAGGGCCCCAUUAGUAUCACGUUACGGCAUCGUUUACAAUGUCAUGUUAUACGAGAAGCAGCUAAAAAUGAAUAUGAAACUGAAGAACCUGUGCUUGUUCUAAAUGAGGUUACAAUUGAUCGUGGAAUAUCUUCUUUCCUCACAAAUUUGGAAUGUUACUGUGACGACUCCUUUGUCACGUGUGUGCAAGGAGAUGGAUUAAUCCUAUCCACUACAUCUGGCAGUACAGCAUAUUCUUUAGCAGCUGGAGGAUCAAUGGUUCAUCCACAGGUUCCAGGUAUUUUAUUCACCCCAAUAUGCCCACACUCUCUAUCUUUUAGGCCAAUGAUAUUUCCAGAGCAUGUAACUUUGAGGGUGCAAGUACCAUUCAACAGCAGAAGCCCUGCAUGGGCAUCAUUUGAUGGAAAAGACAGGAAGCAAUUAGCACCUGGAGAUGCACUGGUGUGCAGCAUGGCUCCAUGGCCUGUUCCUACGGCUUGUUUGGAUGAUUCUACAAAUGACUUUUUGCGCAGCAUUCAUGAAGGUCUCCAUUGGAAUUUGAGAAAGACACAAUCAUUUGAUGGCCCUAGGGAAACAUGACAUAAUUAUAUCAUUGUAGUUGGAAACUGGCUAGUUUCUUCAUCAACAAUAUCUAGAAGCAACUUCAAUUUUAGUACCUUUUCGAUAGUUACAUAUAGUUGUAGUUUAGAGUAAAUUAUCCCCCUCUACACCUUAUCCUCUCUUAUUUUAUGAUGUAUGUAUACUCACUCCCCUUGAGAAAGAGAUGAAUAUGGAUUAUUCUUCAG